Carica papaya (papaya) is the source of this 948-nucleotide messenger RNA. The record is from RefSeq and is a predicted model, not a curated record. Lineage: Eukaryota; Viridiplantae; Streptophyta; Magnoliopsida; Brassicales; Caricaceae.
AUGGGGUCGAAGUGGGAUAUAUUCAUGUUUACUACAACACUCCUGCUAGUGCUUCAAAUGUUUAGUUUUGUUGGUGCAAAACGCAUAGGUGUUUGUUAUGGGUUGAAUGGCGACAAUCUUCCUUCUCCGACAGAUGUGAUAAACUUGUAUAAAAAAAGUGGUAUAGAAUAUCUUAAAAUCUACGAACCAUAUCCGGAAGUACUCGAUGCCUUACGUGGAUCGGGACUUCUUGUUGCUGUUGGUCCUAAAAAUGAAGACGUACCACACCUAGCACAAACUGCAGAUGCAGCAAGCGAGUGGGUUAAAGCUAACAUUGCUCCCUAUGCUGGCUCCAUUUCUUUUAGAUGGAUCACCAUAGGCAAUGAAAUUAUUCCCGGUGAAAACAGUUCAUUUGUUGCACAAGCAAUACAAAGUAUGCACGAUGCCCUUUCGUCUGCUGGGCUCGAUAAUAUUAUAGUGACUACUGUCGUUUCUAAAAAUGUGCUUGGAUCGGUUUUACGCAAAACUGGUGCACCGCUCAUGAUUAAUGUGUAUCCUUAUUUUGCUUAUGCUGCAGACCCAUCUCAUAUUUCUUUGGAUUAUGCUUUGUUUAAUUCGAGUAAAGCAGUUGUUGAUGGCCAUUUUAAGUACUAUAAUUUGUUCGAUGCCAUGGUGGACGCAUUUCAUGCACCACUUGAAAGGAUCAAUUCUGAAGAUGUGAAGAUUAUAAUUGCUGAGUCCGGAUGGUCGAGUGAUGGCAAUCCUCCUUUUAGUUCUAUAGAAAAUGCAGAGACUUAUAAUAAGAGAUUUUAUGAUCAUGUGACGCAGCAAGGAACACCGAAAAGACCAGGUGAUGUGAUGGAAGCAUUUUUCUUUGAGAUGUUCAAUGAAGAUAUGAAACCAACUGAGGUUGACAAGCAUUUCGGAUUUUUUUAUCCAAACAUGCAACCUGUUUAUCCAUUUUGGUGA